CAUUCCGUUCCGGGACUUCCCCUUUCUCUCUGCGCUCGUGACAUUCAGUUACCACCAAUACCGCUAUGAAGUCGCUCGUGUUAGUGACAGUGACUUUAAUCAGUGCGAUGGCAACACCAGACGAGUAUUCGCAAGAACGUGCAACGAUUUUGUGUCAAGAAACCGCAAAUUUUCUCGGUCAUAACAUCACUUUAACGUUGAAAGAAGAGUCGGUGAAUGAAAUCCUCCUCGCGACUAAAAAUAAAGAGCUCUCUUACGAAAUCUCGAGUGAUUUCCUCCCAGCGCAACACUUCUUCCGAGCCAAAAACCGAAUCGACAAGUCCCGAGUGUUCGCGAUGAUUCGGACACUCCCCAAAGGAGCCUCACUUCAUACUCAUUUACUCGCCGCAGCCUCCGUUGAUUUCUUAAUCAGGAAUAUAAGUUAUCGGGAGAAUCUCUACGGAGGGUACGUUAAUAACGUGUUCAAGCUGAAGUUUUUGCAAAAUCCGGAGAGUGACCCCCGGUGUAAUUGGACUUUGGUUAAGGAGAUGCGGGAGAGGGAAACAGCGCCGGUUUUUGACCACUGGCUUCGCACACAAUUGACUUUAAAUGUGGAAAACCCCCAAGAGAGUUAUCCAAGUGUUGAGAAAGUCUGGGAGAAGUUUAAGAAGGUUUUCACCACCACUUACGACAUGCUUUCGUAUCGGCCUGUUUUUGAGGACUACAUUUAUCAAGUUUUGAGGGAACUCCACGACGAUAAUGUCAUGUACACGGAGCUCAAAGGGACAAUAAUGCCCUUAUACGAACUCGACGGGACCACUCACUCCAAAGAGGAGUUUUUCGAAAUUUUCAUAAACACAGUGGGGAAAUUUAAAUCGGACUUCCCGGCCUUCACAGGAGUGAAAUACAUUCACUCAAUUUAUCGAGGAGUGGACAAUGACGUCCUCCAAACCGGUUUAGAGGAGAUAAUCAAUUUGAAAAAACACUAUCCUGAUUUUAUCGCCGGUUUUGACUUCGUCGGUUUUGAGGAGGAAGGCCACACACUCUUCGACUACCACUCCCUGCUAAUGGGGGCCCAAAAACACCUAAAAUUCUUUUUCCACGCCGGUGAAACAAACUGGUUUGGUCACACUGACCUCAACCUUGUCGAUGCUAUUCUACUAAAUUCCUCUAGGAUUGGACACGGUUUUGCCCUCACAAAACACCCAAAAUUGUUACAAUUGGCCAAAAACAGAAACAUCCCUCUGGAAAUAUGCCCCAUAUCGAACCAAGUCUUGAUGUUAAAUGACGAUCCCAGAAACCACCCAGGGGCCACUUUGAUGGCUUUGGAUUACCCAGUAGUGGUAGGCAAUGAUGAUCCUUCAAUUUGGAAUGCAACAGGAUUAAGCUACGACUGGUACAUGGUUUUCAUGGCCAUGACACCCAAAAACAGUGGUCUUGAAGUCUUGAAACAAUUGGCCAUCAAUUCGAUUGUUUUUAGCUGUAUGGAGGAGGAGGAGAGAAGGAGGAGUUUGGAGCAGUGGGCGGACCAAUGGGACAAGUUUCUAGACGAUAUCUUAGUUAAUAAAUAAAAAUAAACAGUUCAAUCCAAAAGUUUAUAAAAUUUGGUUUACACUAAUCGUGUUCCCUGCCAAAACAAUAUCCAAAAACUCCUCCCAUUGCUCCUCCCAAGUGGCCAAAGCGUCACA
Tribolium madens (black flour beetle) is the source of this 1667-nucleotide messenger RNA. RefSeq names its product adenosine deaminase 2-like. The record is from RefSeq and is a predicted model, not a curated record. The transcript has 2 exons. Gene Ontology annotation, molecular function: adenosine deaminase activity. NCBI's taxonomy places the organism in Eukaryota, Metazoa, Arthropoda, Insecta, Coleoptera, Tenebrionidae. The coding region runs from base 66 to 1550 and encodes 494 amino acids. Gene Ontology annotation, biological process: adenosine catabolic process; inosine biosynthetic process.